UAACGUGUGUUCCUUUGUUUCCUUUGUAUGGAGACUAGGUAUUAAUCGACUGUUACGUGACUAGUGUUCUUGAUGGUUUCGGGUGACGAUUCAAAUGGUCGUUUAUCGCGUAAAACAACGAGGUCCCCGAACCGAAAGUCGAAGAAGGCUGAUGCGGACCUAGCGAAGGGGUCUGCGUUGCGAAAUGACCCGCCGCCUUCUGUUCACAAGAGGAACCUUUACGUUGUUUCUUUUCCCAUUAUUAUACUUUUUAAUAUUCUAAGAUCAUUGCUGUAUCAGUUAUUCAUAGUGUUUAAGUAUUUGUAUUCGGCGUCCCAUCGUUUUAUGCGUAAACCGUGUAAGAAUGGUGAAUAUAACCUAGAGGUGGUAGUGAAGGACGGAGCUGUGUCAACGGAGAUAGCGGGCGAGAUGGCAUUCAGCCACAAUGUGGGGCCGGGGGACCCGCUGCUGGCCAAACAGAAGCAUCACCAUCGGAAAGCUUUUGAGUACAUAUCAAAAGCUUUGAAGAUUGAUGAGGAAAAUGAAGGCCAAAAAGAGCUAGCCAUAGAGCUCUACAAGAAAGGCAUCUAUGAGCUGGAGAGAGGCAUAGCCGUAGACUGCUGGGGCGGCCGCGGAGACGCCUGGCAGCGGGCGCAGCGGCUGCAUGACAAGAUGAAGACUAACCUCGGGAUGGCGAAGGACCGGCUGCACUUCCUUGCUAACCUAGUCGCGCUCAGUCAGUUGGGCGUCGAAGAACGGAGUGAAAAAGAAAAAACGGAGUCGCCUGUUAAGAGGAGGCCUCUAGAAAAGGCUAAGACGACGUUGCUCGCCCAUACUGAAAGUAACAGUGGUCAAACGAAGGCAACGAGUGAAGUGGCAGGCCGUAAGCUGACAACAGGCGGGCGGCGACUGCCGAGCGGCUCCGGACCUCUAAUGAAGUCCCAAACUCUGCCGCGGUCCAUGGGACGGUCAUCAUCUCAACCAAACAGCUCAACGUAUACCCGGUACCCGGUUAAACCUGCGUCAACACCGCCUGCUGUGAAGAGACAGCUAUCAGUCCCCGUGAACGGAUCUCCCGUCCGGCGCGCCGUCGGGUCCAACAGAGGGACGCCAACUAGAAGCCGGACGCCGCAGCAGACGCUCACGGUCCGCGGAGUGGAUCCGAAGCUGGUGCAGUUGAUACUGGAUGAAAUUGUGGAGGGAGGGCCGAAGGUGCAGUGGGACGACAUCGCUGGGCAGGAGGCAGCAAAACAAGCACUUCAAGAAAUGGUGGUGUUGCCUUCUCUGAGGCCGGAACUGUUUACUGGGCUUCGGUCGCCCGCCAAAGGUCUACUUCUAUUCGGACCUCCAGGGAACGGUAAAACGCUCCUCGCCCGUUGCGUGGCCGCAGAAUGCUCUGCGACAUUCUUCUCCAUAUCAGCCGCCACUCUCACCAGCAAAUACGUUGGCGAUGGAGAGAAGAUGGUGCGAGCGCUGUUCCAAGUAGCCAGGGAACUACAGCCCUCAAUAAUAUUCGUGGACGAAGUGGACUCGCUUCUCUGCGAGCGGUCGUCGAGCGAACACGAAGCGUCGCGACGGCUCAAGACAGAGUUCUUAGUCGAAUUCGACGGUCUGCCGGCGGCGGGCGCUGACCGGCUUAUAGUCAUGGCUGCUACGAAUAGACCGCAUGAGUUGGAUGAGGCUGCACUCAGACGUUUCCCCAAGCGAGUAUACGUGUCCCUCCCAGACGUUCGAACCCGCGACCAGCUGCUCCGUGGCGUCUUAGUGCGAGGGUCAGCAGUGGCAGCACUAACGCCUGAGGAACUUUCUAGACUCGCUGCGCUGACGGACGGGUACUCGGGCAGCGACCUCACUGCGCUGUGUCGAGACGCGGCAUUACAGCCUAUAAGAGAACUCGACCCCGAAGAAGUGAAGUGCUUGGACCUGUCGCUAGUGCGGCCGAUCACGUUCCAGGACUUCAUGGACGCGCUGAAGCGGAUCCGUCCGUCCGUCUCUCCGCACAGUCUGGUCGGGUACGAGAAGUGGUCCGUGCAGUAUGGGGAUCUCGGGCUAUGAGCCAAUACAGGUAUUGCCAAGGUUGAAUAAACAAGGGUGAGUCAGUAAUUCUAAGAGUACGCGUACGCUCAAAUGUUAAACUUUCCACUCGAAUAUUGUCAUCGUUCUAUUGACGUAUUAUUUUAGUCCUUAUGUUAUUCUGAACAUCAUCUAGUCAGAUAAACACUGUCAUGUUUUAAACGUGUAUACAAAUAUUGUCGCUUAGGCCUUUUUAUUAUUCAC
Messenger RNA from Leguminivora glycinivorella, 2256 nucleotides. RefSeq names its product spastin (gene spas). The record is from RefSeq and is a predicted model, not a curated record. Gene Ontology annotation, molecular function: ATP binding; microtubule severing ATPase activity; ATP hydrolysis activity. Gene Ontology annotation, cellular component: microtubule cytoskeleton. Lineage: Eukaryota; Metazoa; Arthropoda; Insecta; Lepidoptera; Tortricidae. The coding region runs from base 73 to 2034 and encodes 653 amino acids. The transcript is spliced from 11 exons.